Molecule: messenger RNA, 1467 nt
Organism: Cylindrotheca closterium
Lineage: Eukaryota; Bacillariophyta; Bacillariophyceae; Bacillariales; Bacillariaceae
Source: the annotation of a GenBank genome assembly
AUGGUUCUAUGCUCAAAGCCACCGCGGGUUUACUAUAUUGUCAAUUCAAAGACGAAUAGCCGAGAUACCAAGAAAUGUCUUGAAACUGACGAUGAUUCAACCAAGAACCCAUCAUGCGCGUCACAGGUCGACGAAAAAAAUCGAUGUUUUGUGAUGGAUAUGGUCCCUAGCGUUGCAGAGGAUCUGGAAGUUGGCACGGUGGAUAUCAUUUCCGAACUAGUGAAAACAUACUUGACAGAGCUGUUUCGUUCAGAAGGGAUUGACAAUUUCCAAUUCCCAGGAGAAAUUGUGUUCGACAUCCAGUUGCAGCACAACGAUAAUAUAGAUUGCGCUUUCCUCGUGUCGGGGUAUGAAGUGGCAUCCGUGUACGGAGACGUACUAUUCGGUAGUAUCGAAAUCUAUGCUCUUUCCGGGAAUCCCCAAGACAUUCUUCAGGUCCUGCUGCAAAUGGAAAUGCCCUCUUUCAAUCUCAAGUUUGUCGACAAGAAAUACAUAGCUGAAGUGCAGGACUUUUUGUCCACCAAUCCUCAUCUUCGCAAACUACGCAUCGGUGAUCACUACUUGGAGAACGAUCAACACUUGGUCCUUGAUGUAGUGAAAUCUUCGAAAUCACUGUCCACCAUCCAGUUCGGAGGUUUUGCUGUGAUGCAAGAGAAACUAGGUCAAACUCUCAACGACUACAUGCGGCAAAUAUGCGAAAGCAAGUCUCUACAAAAGCUUGACUUGGCCCGAAUUACAGAUCUCUCUCAAGACCACAUCGAUUGUCUAUCAGAAUGUUUCCUGAAGAAAUCACCAUCCAACCUUAAAACUAUUGAUAUAUCGGCAGGAUACGGUAGUAGCGAUUUGACAAUCAAUAUUGCGAAACUAGCAAUAGCCUUGAGAGAUAUUGACACUUUGGAGGAAUUGGUCGUUUGUCGGAACAAUUUGGCUGGCUAUGAUUCUAUCUUUGAGUGCGCAAACCUUCUGAAGCGAAGUACGUGUCUGAAGAAGCUUGAUAUAUCUGCAAGUGGAGGCAAUCGCCAAAUGGACCCUGAUGCAUGGACAUGUAUCGGGGAAGCCUUCCCACUAACAUGCUCUCUGCAGUAUCUCGAUAUUUCGUGUCAUCGAAUAAGCGAAGGGUCAUGGAGGUCUCUGGGCGAAGGCCUGAAAGCGAACACUAGCCUGUUGACGUUGAAAGCUAGAAAACCUUACUAUCAACGAGGAGACAAGGAGACCAAUAUUCUCUUGCCAGUGUUUGAAGCCUUACACGAGAAUGGAACAUUGCGAUCACUUUAUUUAAAUGGAUACGACUUGAGCGAUUCUAUCGUAGCCUUGGAGGUGCUGGAGUCGGCUUUGAUACAAAACACAGCGUUGAAGUCGCUGCAGCUUGAAACUUCGUCGAUGUCUGAUGAGGGUGUCGCAAUCUUGAGCCGCGGUCUUCCCAAGAUGAAAAGCAUCCUCCCUGGAUUGAGAAGGCAGGAAAAAUAA